AUGGAGCCGGCCGCAGCCGGGGGCGACCCGGCCAGCACCCCGGACCCCACCAUCGUGCAGCCCCCCGGGACCACCCCGCCCUACCCCUCCCGGGACCAGCAGGAGGAACAGCUGCGGAUCGGGGAGAGCGGACAGUUCAGCGAAGGGCUGGAGGACAGAGGUUUACUAGAAAGCAGUACAAGGCUAAAACCUCAUGAAGCUCAGAACUACAGAAAGAAGGCGUUGUGGGUUUCAUGGGUCUCCAUUGUUAUCACACUGGCUCUUGCAGUGGCUGCCUUCACUGUCUCCAUAAUGAGGUACAGUGCAUCAUCAUUUGGAUUUGCUUUUGAUGCUAUCCUGGACGUUUUGUCGUCGGUGAUAGUUCUGUGGCGUUACAACAAUGCAGCCGCUGUACAUUCUGCACACAGGGAAUACAUAGCCUGUGUUAUCUUGGGUGUGAUAUUUCUUCUUUCAGCUGUAUGUAUAGUGGUCAAAGCCAUCCAUGACCUUGCGAUGAAGUUGCUCCCAGAAGUGGAUGACUUUCUGUUUAGUGUCUCCAUUCUAAGUGGAAUCCUUUGCUCUAUCUUGGCAGUGAUCAAAUUUAUGUUGGGAAAGGUCCUUACAAGCAGAGCCCUGGUAACUGAUGGUUUCAACUCUCUUGUAGGUGGAGUAAUGGGAUUUUCCAUCCUUCUAAGUGCAGAAGUUUUUAAGCACAAUGCUUCUGUCUGGUACCUGGAUGGCAGUAUAGGAAUUUUAAUGGGACUCACAAUACUUGCCUAUGGAGUCAAGUUGCUUAUUGAUAUGGUCCCACGUGUAAGGCAAACGCGUCAUUACGAAAUGUUUGAAUGA
This is a messenger RNA of Emys orbicularis (European pond turtle), 828 nucleotides long. RefSeq names its product transmembrane protein 163 (gene TMEM163). Gene Ontology annotation, cellular component: synaptic vesicle membrane. The record is from RefSeq and is a predicted model, not a curated record. The coding region runs from base 1 to 828 and encodes 275 amino acids. The transcript has 8 exons. Gene Ontology annotation, molecular function: zinc ion binding. NCBI's taxonomy places the organism in Eukaryota, Metazoa, Chordata, Testudines, Emydidae.